Caenorhabditis remanei is the source of this 585-nucleotide messenger RNA. RefSeq lists its product as uncharacterized. Lineage: Eukaryota; Metazoa; Nematoda; Chromadorea; Rhabditida; Rhabditidae. Bases 1 to 585 code for a protein of 194 amino acids. The transcript is spliced from 3 exons. The record is from RefSeq and is a predicted model, not a curated record.
AUGUUCCGCUGGUUUUUCCAAGGUGACAACGUCGCCAGAAGUUUCGAUUCUCCAUCUGAAACUCAAAGUGCUCGUGAUGAUCGAAAGACAAUCGGUGACUACGCGGAUAACUUUUUGUUGUUCGAUUUGGUAAUCGGAGAAGUUGAAAUGGCAGUUGUACGGUACGAGUUGGAUAAAGAAAUGAAAGAAGAAGAAGAGAGAAAAGCUGAACGACGUCCAGAUUACUCGUGGUUAAUGUCUGGAGGAUCUCGUCGAUUCAGAAAGCAACUCGAUGCUGGAGAAAGAAAUCGAAUUGAAAACGCGUGCGAACGACUGAAACCAUGUGAAUGGUCGAAAACAAUUGAGACGUGGAAGAUGAAGACGAAGAAUCCAGAAUCUCGCGAUGACAUCAUCAAACUAUUCGUUGCUGCCACUCACGACACCAUUCAAUCCAGGAAGCACGAGCCAACAAUUACAGAAGUUCUCAAGAAUUUCGCUACUGGAAAAUCUGGGCAUACAGUAAGACACGGAGAGUCUCCACGCGAGAAUCUUUCAUCAAGAAAUCUUGCGGAACUCUCGUUUAUUGAGUUGCAAGAAAUUGUCUAG